This is a messenger RNA of Morus notabilis, 1003 nucleotides long. RefSeq lists its product as uncharacterized. The record is from RefSeq and is a predicted model, not a curated record. Lineage: Eukaryota; Viridiplantae; Streptophyta; Magnoliopsida; Rosales; Moraceae. Gene Ontology annotation, molecular function: polysaccharide binding. The transcript has 3 exons. Bases 68 to 985 code for a protein of 305 amino acids.
GAACAUCUUUAUCAGAUAUCACCAUCCAUUUCUCACUUUGAUUCCAUUCUCCCCAGUCUCUAUUACCAUGACACUAACACGCCUAUUUCUUACUCACAAAUACGUCCUACGAACACUGACACUGACACUAGUAGCACUACACUCCCUCCCCUCUUCCGCCGCCGGCGCCGCCAUCGCCCUCUCGCCGUGCCGCAACUCCUGCGGUAACAUCGCAAUAAAGUACCCUUUUGGCGUCGACGAUGGGUGCGGGGCCCCACAAUUUCGGCACAUGCUGAAUUGCAAUGCCAGCGACCUUUUCUUCGUCACCCCUUCCGGGAACUACAAGGUGCAGUCCAUCGAAUACGACAAGCAAAACGUCGUCGUGUACGACCCCGCCAUGUCGACGUGCUCCAUUCUCCAGCCUCAUCAUGAUUUCAUCAUGACGGACAUUCAGUCGGCGAUUAUACCGCCGUCCUCGGACACCGUGUUUGCGCUGCUCAACUGCUCCGUCGACUCGCCGGUGCUCAACCACUACAAGAAUCUCUGCUUCAACUUCUCUGGCCACUCCUGUGAUGAGCUCUACUCUGCGUGCAAUGCCUUCAGGGUCUUCCAUUUCUUGACCAACUCUUCCCCACCAUGUUGCUUUACCGGGUAUGACACGGUGAGGUUCAUGAGCAUGAAUAUCUUGGACUGCACACACUACACCACCGUGCUCAACACUGAUGGCUUGAGAGGCAUAGGACCCCUGGACUGGGUUUAUGGCAUCAAACUCUCCUACACAUUUCCCGACACCGGUUGCGGGAGAUGCGCGCAAUCAGGCGGCGUUUGCGGGUUCGAUACCGAGACCGCGGGGAUGCUCUGUCUCUGCUCUCCUUCUUCAAAUUCGACAAGACAAUGUGGAACUGGUAGUUUUACUGCGGAAGGACAGAGACAUAGUAGUAUUACCUGGCUAACUCAUUUCUUUGGGUCUGUUUUGUUUUUUUUCAUGACUAAGAUAAUGACAUGAUUAGCCAAAUAUUGUCGA